GUCGCCAUCUCAGCAACAAUCAUCAUGCAAGCUGAAGCGAUCGAUGUGCAAUCGACGGACUUGGAAGAGUUAAGUCGACUGGCAACUCAACAACGUAGGACGCUGCUUGGGAACCUUACCCAGCUGCGCAAGCACGACUAUGCCUACCUGCGAAGCCUGCAUGCUGAUCCUCACAACAGCUACUUUCUCAACAUUGCGCGAUUCCAAGAGAGCACCCUCAACUUGUCCAACGCGCUUGGACCUGAAAACCACCAGAAGCGGUGCGAGCAGCUGUACUAUUUGGGCCUAAGUUUGGGCCGGCUCCUCACCACGACCCAUUCUUCGUCGCAACUCGCCAUGGAUGGCUGCCAGUUAAUGGACGAACUCGACUUCUACUUUGCCGCCCCCAGCAUCCAAAACAUGAAACUCGUGACAGUGGCGACGAAGGUGCCGUUCUACGAGCGACCGCGGGAGCCCUCCGCGGACGACUCGGUCUUCCCCGAACCUUAUCGCACGGUCGUGCGCAAAUGGAACAACAAGCCCGUGUAUCAACGCCUCGUCACGCCCCAUCUCGCGUUUCCGCUCGACUACUGUCUCUUGGUCGUGUCCAUCUGCGACGUGGUCACGCUCGUAUACGCCAAGCUGCAAGAGGAUCCUUGCCACCAACCCCACGUCUUUCAAGCGUUGCUUCGCUUGGAUGACAAGCUCAAGAAAACAGUGUUGGACCACGUUAACAAGCACUUGAGUGCCGCCGCCACGGCCUCGAUCAAGGACCAAAUGCAAUCGCUGCGUCCUCCCACCACUCAGCACCCACCCUCUCGUGCUCGUGGAUAGUACCUACUACCGUUACUACUACUAGUACUAGUAGAAGUACACCCAGUACUACUACUACUAGUAGUACUAGUACACCUCCAAUACUACUACUACUAGUAGGGUCCCCUAAUCAUGAACAGCUCUCCCAUACACACA
Molecule: messenger RNA, 948 nt
Organism: Aphanomyces astaci
Lineage: Eukaryota; Oomycota; Saprolegniomycetes; Saprolegniales; Verrucalvaceae
Exons: 6
Coding region: 25-813 (262 amino acids)
Source: RefSeq, a predicted model, not a curated record